GAAGUACUCACCAUUCUGUCUUCCGGCAAACGUACAAUUCGAAACGUGUUUGCGUCCAAGUAGUUCAUCUUUGAAGUCUUACAGCAGCUCGUGUUUUAUUGCCUUACAAUCGCAGGACCACCCUCCUCCCUUUCAUCCUCCUCAAUUGAUUUGUGUUGUGAGCUUCAACGUGCUGCCAGUGUCUAUCUCCCACAUAUCCUCAUUUUGCUUCUAAGUGUAGAAAUAAAACAGUAAUAAUACAACAACAACAAAAAAAGCCGGGUGCGUCUUCCCUCCUUCCAAAGUGAAUCUUCUGCAGCGCAGCCUCUUUCUUUCCGUAUUCUCUUCUGCGGUUUUACUUUUCUCCCUUUUUUCACGUCGCCGUCAGCGGCUCUUACUCGGGGGAACCUCUCCUCGCCUCUCCUUUCGCUUUCUCUUGAUGCGCUUGCAGCACCACAAAAUAUAUAUAUAUAUAUAUAAAGGAAAAACAGGAACAUACCUUCUUCCUUCCUUCCUUCUUUCUUUCUUCCUUAUUAUUUAUUUCCGUUUGCUUAGGUCACUAUAUAGCAUUCAAUCGUCUCCUUCUUUUAUUUGCUUUCCUCAAAGAGCCACCAUUUGACCACGCCCCGGCCACCUCCUUACGCCUCUAACGUGCCUGCCCCACCAGAAAGAAGAGCAACAGCUGUGCAUUUUUUUUUUUGCAUUACCGCACGGCAUACGCCACGGGAGCCGAGUUACCGGGAGCAACGCCGGCGUGGAACACGUAAGCGCAGCUUUUCUUCAAUAAUCCAACAACAACAAAGAACUCCUGCUGUGGAAAGUGUCUCUCCCUCUCCCUCUCGCUCUCUUUUCUUUAGCGUGCGCAUCACGGUACUUCGUCAGAGAACAACCCUGACGCACCGCCUCAAAGAGCCAAAAAGAAAAAGAGAUAAAUAGAGAAGGACCAAGCAAAUAACUGCAUACUUGGCGGGUCCUACAGAAACACAGACCUCAAACAACAACAAGAAGAGCAGCACUGCCCGAGUUCUCUCAUCUAUUUUUCUUGUUUUGUUAUUAUUUUCUUGUUUCCUUGUUUCCUUGCUUUCUGUUUUCAUUUUGUUUUCCAUUGUGUUUUUUCUCUUCUGGCUUACUUGCUGAAAACUGUUGUGGACGUUAACUAUGUAUUGAUACACACCUCCCCAGCAGUUACUUCUUCGUCUCCUUUCUCUUUCGGUUGUAAACUCUUCUCUUUUUGUAUUUCUUUUUUAUUUACUUUUGCGAAGUUUAUCCGAGUCAUUUGCGUAGCAGAUACCAUUAUCAACACCGUUCUACCAGACCUUCAAAAACACACACCCACACACCCACACACCAUCAAAUAAAGACAUUCUAAUAAAUACAAAGCUGAGCGCUUGAACAUCAGCUGCUAUUAUAACCCUCUCCGUUGUUUUCUCUAUUAUCAGGUUUUUUCUUUAGAGCGCUGGAAAGGAGCCACUUCGGCUUACAUCACAUCCGAAAUUCACUGCCUUGGAAAAGAAGACUUCUAUCACGGGAACCUAACCGCAAAGGCGCGACGUGGCGAGUAUCUUUCUCUUUCUCUUUUCUAACUUUACCAUCUGUUGUUGUCGGACACGGGCACGCUUCUCUUUUUCUGUCCACUGUAUACCUCUCUUGCUUUUCAGCAUUUUUUUUCUUCUGGAAAGCCUUUUUCUUUGCUUUAUCACCCGUCAUGAGUUCGGAAAGCGCUCCCCAAGGGGACGCCGGCGUGCCCGCACCUGCCAAUCCGCCGGAACCACCCUCGACCAAUGCAGCCGUCGAGGCGACGAGCGCCGCACCGCCGCCGCAUCCGCAGAGAGUUGCUCGUGAGGAGCGUGAGGACGCGGACGCGGACGAUGAUUUGUUUUCUGAAGUAUCCCUGCGCAGUGAGGACCCCCUCCACUACGACCCGCAAGGCGGCCGCCACGCCAGCAGCGACGAACUGAUCGAAGACAACGCAGAGCUGACGGAGCACCUGGCCCACGGUACCUACGAUCAUGACGCACACGAUGCUCACCUGCCCAAGGACCACAUUGACGGCCCCCAGACCAGCGCGGAUGAUCUCCUUCAACACGGCGCAGGCGGCGGCAGCGCAGACAGCCUGCCGUACGGGUGUGGGCUGAAGAGCCACCCGUCCUCGCCGCAGCAACGGCGGCCUCCACGUGUGAAUCUCCUUCACCUCUUCAACCGUCAGAAUAUCAAGGUGUCAGUGGUGCCCAUCAUCGGCGGCCUCAUCUCCGGCUACACGAUCGCUGUGGUACCCGUGUACACGCAGCUGUUUGUGGCCGGCACGAACUGCGCCCUCUACACGGCCCAGAAGGGGUGCGAGUCGGUGCCGUUCGCGGACUGCAUGUGGCGCACCGCAACGGUGACGCGGGACGACGGCACGACGCAGUCGCUGAACUACUGCGGAUGGCCGGCGAUCACGUGCCGCGCGACGUACCCGAACGAUGGGUGGAUGGGCGGUGGUGGCAACACGACGCUGGCGGAGAUGCGGUGCCUGCAGGACAGCCGGUGCACGUGGUCGUACAGCGCGAAGGAGUGCCAGAACCCGAACGGGUACACCAUUGCUGAAUUGGGUGUCUUCGCCGGUUCGAUGAUUGCGGGUAACAUGUUCGGCGCGAUCCUGGGCGGUCCGCUGGUGACAAGCAUGGGCGCUCGGCUGACGUUCAUCGUCAGCGGGUUUUUCAGCGUUGUCACGAGCAUCAUGGGUCACGCUGAUGCGCUCUUGAAUGACUUCUGGGUGCUUGCCUCCAGCCGUUUUGUGCUGGGCAUCUUCAUGGGCCUCAUCACGGUGGCCUGCCCCCUCUACGUUCAUGAGAACGCAGACCCCUUUUACAAGCCCAAAAUGGGCCUCGUAUUCCAGGUGUUUGCCACCGUUGGCAGUUUUCUCGGUGCUGUUGUCGGCAUCGGUGUCGGUGAAACAAUUGACUACGCUGCGAAUGCAAGUCAGCACAUCUCUGCGCGCAUGCAGGGCAUCACGGCCGGUCAGACUCUUCUGGCAAUUCUCCUGUUCUUGCUCGGCGUCUUCUGCGCGGACUCGAAGGUGAAGUUUAAGAAAGGCGUUGAGGGUGCGUUGAAUCAAAAUGAGUACAGUUAUUGGAAGAUGGCACCGCGGCUGAUGAUGGUCAUCGCGCUCAACGCCACAUUUCGUUUUACUGGAUUCAACGCACUAGCGAAUUUCGGUCCGAAGCUGAUGUCGAGCUUCAACGUGGCACCGUUCCUCGGUGUCUUCAUCAUCUUAACGGUCAAUUGCGCUGGCGGUCUGGUGUCGAUGCCCGCCAGCCUCUUCGUGUCACCGAAGACACUUUUCUUGUUCGGCUCGUGCUUUAUUUCGUGUAUGUGCCUCUUCCUGUGUGGCAUUCCCGUGUACCCCGGCGUGGCCUCCGCCUCCGUGACGAACACCUGCGCCGUGGUGGGCAUCUGCCUCUACAUCUUCACGUAUGAGGUCUUUGUGGGCCCCAGCUUCUACGUGCUGUGCCAGGAUAUUUUCCCGCCGUCGUUCCGUCCCCGCGGCAACUCCUUCGCGCAGCUGUGGCAGUUCAUUUUUAAUCUGGUGAUCAACGUGUGCUAUUCGAUUGCUGUGGUCAGUUUUUCUGGUGGCCCGGAGGGCGAUCAGCACAAGGGGCAGGCCGUCAUUUUCAUCUUCUUUGGAGCAUUGGGUCUUGUGCUGUUCGUGUACGAGUUCUUCUGCUUGGAUUUGUGGGAUACGGCGGCGGAGGCGGAGCGGAAGCGCAAAGCUGCCGAAAAAGUCCCCACCAUACCCAACGUUACGGGGGACAGCACGUCGAAUCAAAUGGGGGUGCCUCCGGAGGACUUAAACUCAGACGAGGUGGAAAUGCGCGUUUAG
Leptomonas pyrrhocoris is the source of this 3841-nucleotide messenger RNA. RefSeq names its product glucose transporter lmgt2. The record is from RefSeq and is a predicted model, not a curated record. Gene Ontology annotation, cellular component: membrane. Gene Ontology annotation, biological process: transmembrane transport. The coding region runs from base 1685 to 3841 and encodes 718 amino acids. Gene Ontology annotation, molecular function: carbohydrate transmembrane transporter activity. The transcript has a single exon. NCBI's taxonomy places the organism in Eukaryota, Euglenozoa, Kinetoplastea, Trypanosomatida, Trypanosomatidae.